AUGCAAAUCUUCAACGCCAGUGCCAUACUCAACGUGGGCCGUCUCACGUACAACCCCAGUCUCUGUUUACCCCACUUGACAGUUGCUUCCUUCGAUAAGCUCCCAAUUCCAUUCAAAAUUCCAGGACAUGAAAAUGCCACUAUCAAAGGCGUAGUGUUAGAUAAAGACAACUGUUUCGCCAAAGACAAGGACGAUAAGGUCUGGCCAGCGUAUAGUGACAUUUGGGCACAGCUUCAGAAGAACUACCCUAAAGAACACUUGCUUAUUGUAUCUAAUUCUGCUGGUACUAACGAUGAUACCAACUAUCAACAAGCAGAGAAGCUAGAGCGUGAUACUGGUGUUACUGUGUUGAGACAUCCUACUAAGAAGCCUGGCUGUCAUGAGGAGAUCAUGGCUUACUUUGCAGAGCAUGGGAUCACCAAAGCUAGCGAGAUUGUGGUUAUUGGUGACCGUUUGUUCACAGAUAUGCUUAUGGCUAAUAUGAUGGGAGCCUGGGGUAUCUGGCUCAGUGAAGGUGUGGAGCUUUCUAAUAAGGUAUGGUGUAAAAUGGAGAGAGGGUUGUAUGAUCGGUUGGUUGUUUCUAGGGAAACUCCUGUGAAGGCUCCUACUCCAGGUGAGACUGAGGAGUCUGAAACGAAGCUUUAG
Messenger RNA from Candidozyma haemuli, 645 nucleotides. RefSeq names its product phosphatidylglycerophosphatase. The record is from RefSeq and is a predicted model, not a curated record. Bases 1 to 645 code for a protein of 214 amino acids. The transcript has a single exon. Gene Ontology annotation, cellular component: mitochondrion. Gene Ontology annotation, biological process: cardiolipin biosynthetic process. Lineage: Eukaryota; Fungi; Ascomycota; Pichiomycetes; Serinales; Metschnikowiaceae. Gene Ontology annotation, molecular function: phosphatidylglycerophosphatase activity.